GCAUUUUAAAAAAUUACGCGGCACGAUAGACGCGCUCGUCGUUCACAAAAUAUAAAUUUGUAAUUUCGCGUGUUUUGUGCUAAUAUAGUUAGUGUCUACUUUAAAACAUCUUAGGUUUUGCAGUGAAGAAUCCUAAUUUGAAAAAUGAGUCAGAAAACGUCGCGUAAGGGGGUGGUUACCGAAGAAAAAGAAAAGAGACAAACAGACAGCCCUGUGAAGGACAUGAAAAAGAAAAUGGCUGCUAACGCCGAGAAAGAAAAGCAGACAGCAGAGAAAUCAGUGGAAAAGGUUGAGAAACCUGUAGAGAAAGUAGAUAAACCCGCUGAGAAGAGUGAGAAAACUGCAGAAAAGAAGACAGACAAAGUGGAAAAGAAACCUGAACCAGAGAAGAAAGAAGACAGCAAUAAGGAUGAUAAAGCGGCAAAGUCGGAGAAGUCUGAAGCGAAGUCGACAAAGCCUAAAUCUAACGGGACCGCGCGCGUUAAUGGCACCGCCAGUAACGGGGACCACAACGGAACGGUGAGUGCCACGCCGGACUAUGAAGAUGUGGACGAAGAGGACGAAGGGGAGGGGGAUGAGAUGUUCCCUGAACUGACGUACGAUGACACUUCCGAUCCGGAGUUCGAACCGGACGCGCCGCACGGCCGCAGCAUCACCCGGAGGUCGCAGGCGAAAGUGACGCGAACACCGGAGACCCCGCGCCCCGCCUCCCAGCGGAACAACGAGCCCGUAGACGAUUCAAAGGAUUCUAAAGUACUCAAGCUGAAGGAAGACGUCCCUUCUACGGACCGUAAACUUCGCUCCGCCGACUCGCCAAAACCAGACGACAAGAAGCAACAGCAGAGUAAACCGGAACCCGCUAAAAAACCGCAAGAGUCACAAGAGAAACCCCAAGAAGUAUCUAAGAAAUCACUGGAAACGCCGCAGAAGAAGGAAGAAUCUGUUAAAAAAUCUCCCGAGUCGCAAGAUAAGGCGCAAGAGUCCAGUAAAAAGAUGCAAGAUUCUCCCAAGAAACAACAAGAGACCUCUAAACAGCAGGGAAACGAGACAAAAGAGAAAAAAGAGGGAGAGGAGAAGGAGAAUGGCGACGACAAAGUGGUGGUUAUCGAAGUCGUAGAAAUCGACGAUGAAGAGGAGCCGCGCAAAACGGACACUAACUUCUCAAAGAGCCGCGUCAAGGUGUCCCCAUACAGGCGCAGUAUGAGGGCUGAUCACACAGCCAGCUCUACUAUGGCGAACUACACAGGGAACAACACGACAAUGGAGAUGGACUUCACCGAGAGUUCGUUCUCGACCACCACAGAUGUUUCCUUGGACGACAGCUCGUACCUGGGCUCGCUGCGUAACAUCCGCGGCCGUCGCUCCUACAAGCAGCUCAAAGAGAUGACUCUGAGGCAUGUCACUGAGAAACAACACCGGCCUAAUACUAGUGGAUCAGCAUCAGAACAACCUGCCCGACCCACCGGAACAGUGGUCGGUCGCAAACGCAAGCCUGACGGCGAUAUGGAAACGGGCGUGGAACCCGCCGCCAGCGAGGCCGGCAAGAGGAUGCGGCUGUUCGACCGUCUUACUCACUCGCUGCGCACCACCACGCUACCCGCGCUGCCCGCCAGGAGGAACGCGGAGAUCGUCGGGAUCAACACUGACUUGCCUUUGACGGCGCCAGUCGCUUCUACAGAGACAUUUGACCCCGAAACCUUGAAGGCUACAUCGACGCCCACCCCCUCAACAAACCCUGACCCUAUCCCUGUCUCGCCAAUUGAGAGCGACAAGGACAACAAGCGCUGUAUCGUCAUGUAAGUCCAUUCACUCUGGCUUUGAUGGAGAGUAGUCUUUGUCUAAUUUUGGAUCAAAGAACUUUAAAAUGUAUUUUGAUGGUGUCCAUUGCAUUAUGGAUUACAAUUUGUAAUCGAUCGUGCUUACAAGAAAAAUCUAAGAAAUUUGUUUCUGAAACUUAUAUUGAUUGUAUACUCGAUGUUAGAGAUAUACUUAAGAUAAUAAAAUUUUAAUUAUGUGUCACGUCACAUCGGAAGAAUCGCCACGACGUUUGUAAAAGAAAGUAUUUUUUCUUGAUGAAUAUAAAUUUUGUACUUGGAAAGUAAAUGAAAUCAUCAGAAUCUUUCUUUAGGAUAAAAAUGGCACAAAUUAUGAGACAAAUAAAUAAUCAAUCAUAAAAUGCCAA
This is a messenger RNA of Chilo suppressalis (striped riceborer), 2182 nucleotides long. The record is from the annotation of a GenBank genome assembly. Lineage: Eukaryota; Metazoa; Arthropoda; Insecta; Lepidoptera; Crambidae.